AUGUCCUCCCCGGCUAAUUCCAAAGAUAAACUCUUCCCUGGCAUUUCCGCGACUGAAACCAAGCUCCUGGUCCUCGCCAAUGUCUGUUUGAAGAACGACAAGGUUGACUACGACAAACUUGCUGUGAACGCUGGAAUCAAAGCGUCUUCCGCCCAAACUCUUUUCCGAAAUGCGAAGCGAAAGCUCGACAAGCUGUUCGGCGAUGACAAUGCUGAUACUGAGGGCAAUGGUAACGGCAACGGCAAUGGCGCCCAGGCCGAUAUGUCCCCUGAGGAGACUCCUUCCAAGCGUGGAAAAUCGACCGCGAAGGCCAAGCCCCGCACUCCCAAGGCUCCUAAGACCCCCAAGAUCCCCAAGACCCCAAAGACUCCCAAGGCGACCAAGACCCCCAAGGGUAGCAAGGGCGCUGUCAAGUUUGAGGAGAGUGAAGACCAGAUCCCCGUUGACCCCGAGCUCAGUCCUACCACCACCUCCGCCGCCAUGUUUGCUGAAGAUACUAGCCGUGAGACCGCCGUUGUUGACCCUUUCGUUGAGCCUUUCGUCGAGCCUGCCGCUACCGUUGACGCUACAAAGGGCAAGACUGAAGACCAGGAUGAGGGCAAUGAGAAUAUCGGCAAGUACGACAAGACCGACGGGGAUGCGCUUGAUCUGGCAGUGAACCAGCAACUCUCUGAGUCUCCUUUGCCCCAAGAAGAGGACGAUCCCAGCUACGAGGAGGACAUUCAGGAGGACGAAGAGCACGAGGAUUAA
Molecule: messenger RNA, 750 nt
Organism: Penicillium concentricum
Lineage: Eukaryota; Fungi; Ascomycota; Eurotiomycetes; Eurotiales; Aspergillaceae
Product: putative histone h1.3.
Exons: 2
Coding region: 1-750 (249 amino acids)
Source: RefSeq, a predicted model, not a curated record